CCUUUAUUAACUCACGCACAAUCAUACACUUACCUUUAUUUUAUCGUUAAAUUAAACUGGAACUCGAUUUAUAAAACAACACAAGUUUUUUACCUGCAGAUAGAGAUAGUCUGGUGUAAUAAAAUUAUAAUUGUAAAGAAAUAAUGCGGUCAAAAUUAAUUGUUUUAACCGUUUCGUUGACUAUAAUAUCCGUCGCCGUUUUUGUGUCGUGUUUAGUGCAUGAAGUUUAUUUCGCUGCAAGUUGGAUUUUUAUAACAGGAAUAUUAAAUUUUCUUACAUCUCAUAUCAUAUUUCUGAAACUUCGGCAAAGAUUAAAUCAAUGGUAUGGAUUACCAGAACUUGAAUCGUUUUAUCGAUUAGGAAUUGUUUUUAUGGGUUUUUCCGUAGCCGGAGUUGUGUAUCAUUUCGUAUAUUUUAUUUUACACAUGUAUCAUUUUUCAAAUGCCGAUAUAACGAUAUGGUUACCAAUUUUUUUUGCUCUAUCAUCGACAUUGAGCGCUUUUCUAUUGUGUUAUUGGUCGGACCAUGAACAAAGAGAAUUAUAAAUUAUCCUUGAUUUAAACAUUUUUUAUUAUAUUGUUUUAUAUUAAGACGUUUACAAAUGCGUUUUUUAUUCAGUAUAUUUUUUUGAGUAAUUUAACAUAAUGGAUCUAACGAGAUAUUUUUUUUAUUUAUCUUAACAUCUGUAUGCGAUGACGUUAAUGAAUGUGAGCUAAUUUUAUCACUCGUUUAUUAUUUAUUUAACUUAUUAUGAAUUUAAGGUUUAUUUUUAAAUAUAUACGUAAAAAAUA
Onthophagus taurus is the source of this 791-nucleotide messenger RNA. The record is from RefSeq and is a predicted model, not a curated record. NCBI's taxonomy places the organism in Eukaryota, Metazoa, Arthropoda, Insecta, Coleoptera, Scarabaeidae.